Ctenopharyngodon idella (grass carp) is the source of this 3704-nucleotide messenger RNA. Its product is annotated as NACHT, LRR and PYD domains-containing protein 1 homolog. Gene Ontology annotation, cellular component: cytoplasm. The coding region runs from base 423 to 2951 and encodes 842 amino acids. The record is from RefSeq and is a predicted model, not a curated record. NCBI's taxonomy places the organism in Eukaryota, Metazoa, Chordata, Actinopteri, Cypriniformes, Xenocyprididae. The transcript has 10 exons.
UGUUCUUGAUCCGUCCCCUUUAUCGAGGAUGUAUCGAGAAAUGACUUGUGCGGACUUGGUUUAUUACUGCAAUGAACGUUGCCUGAACCACAUUUGUGUGGCUAUUAAUAUGAAAACGAAAAGAGGCAGAGUGGUGUUUAACUGGAGCAGCUAGAGCGAUUAUCAAGUACGCUGCUGUACCAUUUGCAGAAUCCUCCCGUCCUCGGGAGUCCGUUCUCCUGAGUCCAACUUGUCAGGUCCGAACUAACAAGGACGCAAGUCUGAACUUCGCCUACUUGGUAUUGGGAAACGCCUCUUGUCAGUGUCAGUUCUGUUUCUGACAUCCUCUCGAAAUGCCGGAAGAGAGUGAUAACGGAAACACCAGUCUUCAGUGUCAUUCUGGCUUUUUACAUUCUCGAAAAUAAGAGAAUGAACUGACUGAGAUGGACAGUUUUGACAAGUUUCUCAGUAAUGAGGACAUUGUCGGAUCUCAUGCUGGGCUAAAUGUCAGCGCUGCAGCUCAGAGUGGAAGCCAGAUUACAGCACCUGUGCUCACUAACAAUACAAUAACAGGCAGUGUCCAAAUUAUACAUAAUACACCUAGUUCUACUUCGAAUGGCCCACCCUCUGAAACAACACAAACCUCAGCAACAAGAUCUGUGAUUUUAAAAUAUAAGGAGCGGAUCUGCAACGAGUAUCAGUGUGUGACCGAGUAUAACUCACUGCCUGGUGAACAUGUGCUGCUGUCUGAGCGCUACACACAACCUCUGAUCCUUCAGAGACAUAGAGGUCGAAAAGAGAGAGAACAAGAGAUCGGCUCCAGUGGAGAAAGCUUCCAGCAGGUCCUCAGCGCCAGGAGCAGUGAUGACUCUGUCCAUCUGAGCUCUCUGUUCAACCCAGAUGGACAUGGGAUCCGUCCUAGUGCUGUUAUACUGCAGGGAAAUUCUGGGAACGGGAAAUCUUUCACUGUGCAGAAGAUCAUGAUGGACUGGGCAUCUGGUGACCUCUACAAAGAGCGGUUUGAUGUUGUGUUCCACCUGAAGUGUAAAGAAAUAAACCGCAUUUGUGGCAAAAAGAGUUUGGCGGAGAUCUUGAGCUGCAGUUGUAGUUUAACAUCAGAUCAGAUCUCACAGGUACUACAGCAUUCACCAGAGAAGGUGCUCUUCAUCAUCGAUGGAUUUGAUGAGCUGAGACUCACACAGGACAUUAAUGACAUGUCACCACACACUGAUCUGCUUCAGAAAGCCCCAGCUGAGGUCAUUCUUUGUGACCUGCUGAGGGGUCGAAUCCUGCCAGAGUCCUUCCUUCUGGUCACCUCCAGAUCUACAGCCACAGAUACACUGAGUAAACUGCUCAAAGGACCUCAGGGUUUCGCUGAGAUUAUGGGAUUUUCAGAAAAGGGGGUAGAGGAGUACUUCCAGAAGUUUUUUCAAAAUGAGGAACUUUUCAGGAAGGCUUACACACUUGUGAAGACAAAUGAAACCCUCAUCACGGCCUGUUCCAUCCCUGUCAUCUGCUGGAUCAUCUGCACAGCUAUCAAGGAACGACUCAAAACUGGUGCAGAUGUAACAAGUGGACUGGAAACCACCACCUCCAUCUACGUUGACUUUGUGUGCACUCUCUUGAAGCAUCACUGCCAGGGUUCGAUUCAGUCCAUCCCGACCCUGCUGAGGAGUCUGGGUCAGCUGGCAGAGAGAGGUAUGCUGGAACAGCAAGUCCUGUUAGAUGAGAAAAGUGUUUAUGAAACAGUUUCAGACCCUGCUGGCAGUCCGUUCCUGUGCAAGUUCCUGUUUAAGAGACGAAUCCACCAGGAGACGAUGUUCAGUUUCAUGCAUCUCAGCUUUCAGGAGUUCUUCACUGCUCUGUACUAUGUCCUUUUAGGUGAAAAAGAGUCCCAGAGAAAAUUUACACAGCUAUUUUCCAUUAAUAAAUACUCAAGUCAUUAUCAUUUUUGUCCUAAACAUUUUUCAGCUGUGGUGCAGUUUGCAUUUGGUCUGCUGAAUAAGGAUGUGAGAUGCACACUUGAGAAACAUGGACUCUUUGUUCAUUCAAAAACACAGACUCAUCUGAAAGAAUGGAUUUUGAAAAUGGUUCAUAAUAUUCACACAUAUUCAGUUAAAGCACUUUUUUUCCUUCACUGUCUCUAUGAACUUCAUGAAGAGGACUUUGUGAAAAAAGCUAUGAAAACCUGGAAAAGAAUUCAUGCAUAUGAUCCAAUCAUAAGCAGAACAGACUGCUGGGUCAUGCUGUACUGCUCUCAGUGCUGUCAGUGCAUAGAAGAACUGGAUCUUUUUGUGUGCACGUUAUCAUCUGAAUAUUUCCGUAUAAUUCUGCCUGUUUAUGACAAGUUUAAGAAAGUAAGCUUGAACGUACAAGUUUCAUCAGACUCUGAUCUUGAUGAACUGAUAAACACUCUCACAAGAGGACAGAACCUGAGAUCAACACGCAUUGAUGUCCUCUUCAUAUUUAGAAAAUUUGAGACUUGUUAUCUGCAGUUGUCAAUCAAAGAAGAAAUCAGUAUCAAGAUAAUAACUUCAACACCUUUGCAGUCGCUCACUCUCACCUCUCAAUGCCGAGAGCCAAUCAACAUUGAGUGGGCCAAACUUACUCAGAUAAUUCUCCAAGGAGAUUUAGAUGCAUUAAUGACAGUUCUCUAUUCUUUCUCUAAACUGAAAAAGAUGGAAAUGAAACUACACUGUCUAAGUGAGAUGUGGACUCAUUGGAUCCUCCGAAUCAUCCAGAACUGCUCCAGUCUCACAGAACUCAAGGUGAAUGCUUACCUUUUACUGGAGGAAGGAAUCAAGGUCUUGCAGAGGUCAGACACAAGACCAGCCUGUAGUGUGACAUUUCAGGGGUUCAAAUGCAAUAAUCAGUCUGUAAAAUGCACACGCUAUCAGGACCGUCGACUUAGCUGCAACCAGUGGGUGAAGAUUCAUCUGAGUUCCUCUGGCUUUUCUAUGGAGAUUUUGUGAAAGUAAGUUAGGAUUAAGAUUAACACAAAGAAUGUACCAGUAACAGUGUGAACUGUAAUAUGACACCAACCAGUGAUUUUUUUUUUAUUUUUUUUUAAUUUUUUAUGAUUUAUACAAUUCCACUUGAAUAUUGUAUAUUAAAUGUACAAGCUUUCAGUGCAACAGCAUAUGAUCAUAGUGUGCAGUGUGGAUCCUAACCUACUGCUCAGCUUUGUGUAUUUAUUUCUACAUGUUUUAUUGUUUUAUCUCUUGUCUCUCUCCAUUUCUAAAGCCCUUGUUUCGGGACUAAUGGUACAGCUUGAUAACUAGGAGAAACUGCCACAGCAGCAUCUUUAGCUAGAGCUGUGGAUGGGAAUAAAGACAUCAACUAAGAAUAUCUAAAAUCAUUUAGGUGUUGUAAUAGUAAUGGUCAUCUAUCAAUUUAUUUGUAUAUUGCGUUUCACAAUACAUAUUGUUUCAAAGCAUCUUUAUUGGUUUUUUUAUUGAUGCUUAAUUGCAUGUAACAGUUUAGAGCUGAAUGAUUGUAGUUUAUAUGUGAAGACAAAAUAACCUAUCAAGCAUUUGAGAUUUGCUUUAUAGUGAGAGUAUUGUAUGUAUGCAUGCUGAAAUAAAUUGAAUAUAGUGUAUGAGGUUUUAUGUGACGACAUGGAGAAUUAUGAAUCUGACUGUGGGAAGGAAUGAAAAACUCCAUUUGAUGUUGGAUAACGAAUAAAAACUUCACUGUUGGUGUCUUUUAGAAGAGCCUUAUUAGAA